Messenger RNA from Periconia digitata, 1753 nucleotides. NCBI's taxonomy places the organism in Eukaryota, Fungi, Ascomycota, Dothideomycetes, Pleosporales, Periconiaceae. The record is from the annotation of a GenBank genome assembly.
AGUAUUUCGUCUCCCCAUCUCAACGUGUUGUUGGUUUUCAUUCCUUUCUCAAAUCCAAUUUCUCUCUCUAUAUAUCUUCGUUAACAUGCGUUCUGGUCUGUCUUUGUUGUUGUGCGUGGCAGCUACAACGCUAGCCGCACCCCUCGAAAAGCGCGCAGAUCGUACCCAAGCACCUGCGGGAUGUCUUGAAGUCGGUGGCUCAGGCCUAUACAAAACCGUUCAGUCUGCGGUCGAUGCACUUUCUAAGUCGACUACUACAUCGCAAUGCGUGUUUGUCAACCCGGGUACCUACCAGGAGCAGGUCGUAGUCAGCGGUUUCAAGUCUCCCAUCGUCCUAUACGGUUACACUACAGACACUUCAAGCUACACUGGGAACAAAGUGACCAUUACCCAGUCUAAAAGUCAGAUGGACGGAAUCGGCAAUGAUGCGACUGCCACUUUGCGCGCCGCAACUCCAAAUCUCAAGGUUUACAAUAUCAACUUUGUGAACUCGUACGGAAAGGGCUCUCAAGCUGUCGCUGUUAGUGCUUCCAAGGACAAACAAGGCUACUAUGGCGUGUCUAUGAAGGGAUUCCAGGAUACCCUUCUUGCAAACGAGGGUAAUCAAAUCUACGCCAAAAGCUUCAUUGAGGGCGCAACGGACUUCAUCUUUGGUCAGAGAGCUACGGCUUGGUUUGAUGGCGUAACCAUCAAUGUUGUUUCCGCCGGCAUCGGUUACAUCACUGCGAAUGGACGAGACAGCGAUUCCAACCCCUCGUAUUAUGUUAUCAACAAGUCUACCGUCACUGGCAACUCGGGUGCGGGAACUUAUUACCUUGGGCGCCCCUGGAGGAACUACUCUCGCGUGGUCUUCCAGAACACUGCUUUGAGCAACGUUAUUAAUGGGGCUGGCUGGAGCACCUGGCAAUCGGCCGACCCAAGGACUGAUAAGGUUACUUAUGGCGAAUUCGGAAACACGGGUGAUGGCGCAAGAGGAACACGCGCAAACUUCUCCAAGAAGCUAUCUUCUGCUGUGUCCAUUGAGACCAUCCUCGGAAGUUCUUACAGAGACUGGGUAGACACCAGCUAUCUCUCUUAAUUUCUCUUCGAGCCUUCACAAAUCAACAUUUCACCUUCUUGAAACGCACGUUCUUUCCUGCGCUUGAUUGACCAUGCGGCCUGUGUCAUUUCCUCGAUAGCCCAUGCGUUCUGUAUAUAUCCUACAAAUGCUGAAUCGCGAAUUAUCCCGGGAAUUCUACCGCGCCGUGCUCUGCAUUCGGCCCGAUCUAGACCUACCACUCAAUAUCUUUCAUUUGUGUGCGCAUUGAUAACAUUUUAGCAUCUGCAGAGGGAGGAAAGAUAAACACAACUGAUGACCGCGAAGCAUCGCAAUCCGGUUAGUAGUAUGCCUUAUACAGGUACCAAGAAUGGUAUCAGUGGGAACUUGCAGAUUCUCUAAAAUCGAUUGAUACAUGCCAUGCACCAGCCCCACCCUUUUCUCCAAGAUUCACGCCCUACCACGUGCAUCAUGCUUUGGCUUCAUACACUAAACCAUCGCCUACCACACUUGCGAUUUUAUACAGCAGCUAUAUCUCUGAUAAUAUAUCAUGUAGAAGUUUUGCUACUUGAAUGUACCCGCCCGUAUACAGGAGAAUACCCUCGGCUCCUUCGCUUGAAAGCUAUCCCGAACUCAGCACCAGUGCACGUACGCCAAGCCGCACUCCGUCAUAAAAAACCCCGGAUUCACUCUCCCGACCCCGCUAAUUGGCAGAUU